GGCAUCGGGAAAACAGUCUUAACACAGAAGUUCACUCUGGACUGGGCUGAAGGCAAAGCCAACCAGAACAUCCACUUCACAUUUCCAUUCACUUUCAGAGAGCUGAAUGUGCUGAAAGAGGAGAAGUUCAGCUUGGUGGAACUUGUUCAUCACUUCUUCCCUGAAACCAAAGAAGCAGGAAUCUGCAGCUUUGAAGACUUCCAGGUCAUCUUCAUCUUUGAUGGUCUGGAUGAGUGUCGACUUCCUCUGGACUUCCACAAGACUCGGAUCCUAAAUGACCCUAGAAAGUCCACCUCAGUGGGUGAUCUGCUGACAAACCUCAUCAGGGGGAACCUGCUUCCCUCUGCUCGCCUCUGGAUAACCACACGACCUGCAGCAGCCAAUCAGAUCCCUCCUGGAUAUGUUGACAUGGUGACAGAGGUCAGAGGGUUCAAUGAUCCACAGAAGGAGGAGUACUUCAGAGCAGCCUCAGUGUACUCAGGAGUGUUCACACAGAUCUUUAGAGAGGAGAGAGGCCUGUACCAGGACAAGGUCUUCUGCUUCAUCCAUCUGAGUGUUCAGGAGUUUCUGGCUGCUCUUCAUGUCCACCUGACCUUCAUCACCUCUGGACUCAACCUCGUGGAAGAAGAACAAUCACAGAUCUCUCAAUCUGAACUGAGCAGUCCAGUCCAGUUCUACCAGAGUGCUGUAAACAAGGCCUUGCAGAGUCCAAACGGACACCUGGACUUGUUCCUCCGCUUCCUCCUGGGUCUUUCACUGCAGACCAAUCAGAGUCUCCUACGAGGUCUGAUGACUCAGACAGGAAGUAGCUCACAGACCAAUCAGGAAACAGUCCAGUUCAUCAAGAAGAAGAUCAGUGAGGAUCUGUCUGCAGAGAAAAGCAUCAACCUGUUCCACUGUCUGAAUGAACUGAAUGAUGGUUCUCUAGUGGAGGAGAUCCAACAGGUCCUGAGGUCAGGACGUCUCUCCACAGAUAAACUGUCUCCUGCUCAGUGGUCUGCUCUGGUCUUUUUCUUACUGUCAUCAGAAGAAGAUCUGGAAGAGUUUAACCUGCAGAAAUACUCUGGUUCAGAGGAGGCUCUUCUGAGGCUGCUGCCAGUGAUCAAAGCCUCCAACAAAGCUCUACUGAGAGGCUGUAAGCUGUCAGAGAGAAGCUGUGCAGCUCUGUCCUCAGUUCUCAGCUCUCAGUCCUCCAGACUCAGAGUUCUGGACCUGAGUUACAACAACCUGCAGGAUUCAGGAGUGAAGCUGCUCUCAGCAGGACUGGAGAGUCCACACUGUAAACUGGAGACUCUCAGGUUGAUGAACUGCAGUUUAUCAAAGAUCAGCUGUAAAGGUUUGUCUUCAGCUCUACAGAAGAACCCGUCCAAUCUGACAGAACUGGACCUGAGCUGGAACGAGAACCUGCAGGAUUCAGGAGUUCUUGAUCUGUGUGGUUUUCUGGAGAGUCCAGACUGCAGACUACAGACUCUGAGGUUGGAGCGCUGCAGGUUGUCAAAGACCAGCUGUGCUGCAUUGAUCUCAGCUCUGAAGUCCAACCCGUCCCACCUGAUAGAACUGGACCUGAGAGACAACAACCUUCAGUCUUCAGAUGUUAAGCAGCUCCUGGAUCUGAUCGACAUACAUGUGAUUAACGUCAUAACUGACGAGGACUUAACCAAGUACAUAGGGAGAUAUGGGGACCGUCUGGCCAUUAAAGCGUUCUGUCAGCAAAAAAGCUCCACGCUGCAAAGGCCUGAAGCAAAGUCAUCCCUCAUGGAGCGAGUUUCGGGGGUGCUGGAGCCUAACCCAGCUACUGAUGGACGGAGGCAGGAUACACCUUAG
Molecule: messenger RNA, 1824 nt
Organism: Oryzias melastigma (Indian medaka)
Lineage: Eukaryota; Metazoa; Chordata; Actinopteri; Beloniformes; Adrianichthyidae
Product: NLR family CARD domain-containing protein 3
Exons: 7
Molecular function (GO): protein binding
Source: RefSeq, a predicted model, not a curated record